AUGGAUAACCGUGCUGCUCCUGAAAUUCCAGGUAUUAGACUUCCUGCUAGUAUCACACAAGAUAUUCGAAUGCUGGUAUGCAAGCUUCUGAACUCCCCAAAACCGGCAAAGACUUUCCCAGGUACCCAGCCAGUUUCGUUUCAUCACGCUGAUAUUGAGGAAAAACUACUGAGCCAGGACUAUUAUGUUUGCGAAAAAACCGAUGGACUGAGGGCUUUGAUGCUCAUCGUAUUAAACCCUGUGACGAAAGAACAAGGUUGCUUUAUCAUUGACCGCGAAAACAAUUACUUCCAGGUUUCUGGUUUUAGAUUUCCACGGUUGCCCAAAAAGUCUCGCAAAGAGCUGUUAGAAACUUUCCAAGACGGAACCUUAAUUGAUGGCGAACUAGUGUUGCAGACCAAUCCAGUGAGUAAACUAAAAGAAUUAAGAUAUCUGAUGUUCGAUUGCCUCGCGAUAAAUGGACGCUGUAUCGCACAAUCGCCCACUAGCUCGCGUCUUGCCCAUUUGGGUAAAGAGUUCUUCAAACCAUAUUACGAUCUUCGUUCGCUAUAUCCUGCUCAGUGCGCCACCUUUCCUUUCAAAAUUUCAAUGAAAGUCAUGAAUUUCAGCACGGAUCUAGUAAAAGUUGCACAGUCUUUGGACAAGCUUCCCCAUGUUUCUGAUGGUCUUAUUUUCACCCCUGUUACCACUCCGUAUCACAUUGGCGGGAAAGAUUCUUUAUUGCUGAAAUGGAAACCGGAAGAAGAAAAUUCCGUAGAUUUCAAAAUGAUUGUGGAAAUCCCCUUAGCAGAAGACACUUCUUUGCCAAAAAAUGACCCGAACAGGUUUUAUUACAACUACGAUGUUAAACCUUCAUUUCACCUAUACACAUGGCAAGGUGGUGCAGACGUCAACGCAAGGCUUCAGGACUUCGAUCAACCUUUCUCAAAAAAAGAGUUUGAAAUACUGGAUAGAACCUAUAAGAGAUUUGCAGAUUUAGAAAUCAGCAAUGAACAGUGGCAAGAGCUGAAAUCCUUGGAAGAGCCAUUAAACGGCAGAAUAGUAGAAUGUACAAAAGAUCAAGAUACUGGAGUUUGGCACAUGCUGCGGUUUAGAGACGACAAAUUGAAUGGCAAUCACGUUUCUGUGGUCAAGAAAGUGCUGGAAAGUAUUGGUGAUUCAGUGAAAAUAGAGGAUCUUGAGGAAGCUACUUCGAAGAUGCGAGAAAACUGGCAGUUGCGACAUUCAGACAGAAAGCGAGACUUCAGAGAUGUUAAUCGUCCACCUCCAUCCUUGGAGCCUAUCCAUCAGCAAGAGCCUUCACAAAUACCUGAUGACAGUCUUGAUCAACCGAAGUACAUUGAUGGUGAUGAUGAUGAUGAUGAUGAAUUAUGGUCAGGAGAUGACGAUGAUUUUGAAGUAGAGACCAAAAAAUCGAAAUUGUAA
This is a messenger RNA of Lachancea nothofagi CBS 11611, 1425 nucleotides long. NCBI's taxonomy places the organism in Eukaryota, Fungi, Ascomycota, Saccharomycetes, Saccharomycetales, Saccharomycetaceae. The record is from the annotation of a GenBank genome assembly.